Messenger RNA from Oryzias latipes (Japanese medaka), 1428 nucleotides. It is a transcript of the gene osgep, whose product is annotated as O-sialoglycoprotein endopeptidase. Gene Ontology annotation, biological process: tRNA threonylcarbamoyladenosine modification. Gene Ontology annotation, cellular component: cytoplasm; EKC/KEOPS complex. NCBI's taxonomy places the organism in Eukaryota, Metazoa, Chordata, Actinopteri, Beloniformes, Adrianichthyidae. The record is from RefSeq and is a predicted model, not a curated record.
CCACCGAUACCUGGGUCCUGAAAACCUCGCGUGCAAAAAUAGCUUAAAAACUGUAGUUUCUUUUAAGAAAUGUCGAAAUAAACAUCGUUUUACGAAUUUUAAUUUAUUCAUGCCAAAGAAAGAAAGAGAGAAAGCAUAAAGCUAGAUAAGAGUUUUCCGGCUGCCAUGACCAUAGUUAUCGGGUUUGAGGGCAGUGCCAAUAAGAUUGGUAUUGGCAUUAUAAAGGAUGGCGAAGUGCUUUCCAACCCAAGAAGGACUUACAUCACCCCCCCUGGUCAAGGGUUCAUGCCGAGUGACACUGCACGACACCACCGCAGUGUUAUACUGACCGUCCUGGAGGAGGCGCUGGAGGAAGCAGGCCUCAAACCUACGGACAUCGACUGUGUGGCUUACACCAAAGGUCCGGGUAUGGGGGCUCCCCUGGUGACAGUUGCCAUUGUGGCCCGAACAGUCGCCCAGCUGUGGGGGAAGCCGCUCCUCGGUGUCAACCACUGUAUCGGACACAUAGAAAUGGGUCGACUCAUCACCAAAGCCAACAACCCCACCGUGCUGUACGUGAGUGGAGGAAACACUCAGGUUAUCGCGUACUCACAGCGGCGCUACCGAAUAUUCGGGGAGACCAUCGACAUUGCGGUUGGGAACUGUUUGGACAGGUUUGCUCGAGUCAUCAAGAUUUCUAAUGACCCCAGUCCAGGUUACAACAUAGAGCAGUUGGCCAAAAGAGGGAAACGCUACGUGGAGCUGCCAUACACAGUGAAGGGCAUGGACGUGUCCUUUUCGGGGAUUUUGUCCUACAUUGAGGAGGCUGCUAAUAAGAUGCUGAGUGCUGAUCAGUGUACGCCAGAAGAUCUGUGCUUUUCCCUUCAGGAGACGGUGUUCGCCAUGCUGGUGGAGAUCACCGAGCGGGCCAUGGCUCACUGCGGCUCCCAGGAGGUGCUCAUUGUUGGUGGCGUUGGCUGUAACUUGCGUCUCCAGGAAAUGAUGGGAGUGAUGUGUCAGGAGAGAGGAGCCAAGCUGUUUGCCACAAAUGAACGGUUCUGCAUCGACAACGGCGCGAUGAUCGCUCAGGCGGGCUGGGAGAUGUUCCGCUCUGGUCAGGUGACACAGCUAGAAGACUCGUGGAUCACACAAAGGUACAGAACAGAUGAAGUGGAGGUGACGUGGAGAGACUGACUGCAGCUCAUCUAAAAAGACAUUUCAGAAUUUUAGUGCUUAAAUGUUUCUUCUGUUCAGUUUACUGUUGAAUUAAAAGUUGGCUUUUGUCUUAAAAAAACAAAACAAACUUAAGUCUCAAAUGUAUUCACUUUUAUUAGGCAAUACUGUUCUGACUUCUCUCUUUCUCCAGUGUAAUUUUAAUGUUUCAUAGUGACGUCCCUUUGAAGCAACAUCCAGCUGCUCAGGGGCCAAAUAAAAACAGGAGCACAGCAU